Molecule: messenger RNA, 4803 nt
Organism: Ostrinia nubilalis (European corn borer)
Lineage: Eukaryota; Metazoa; Arthropoda; Insecta; Lepidoptera; Crambidae
Product: tonsoku-like protein
Exons: 15
Coding region: 129-4742 (1537 amino acids)
Biological process (GO): double-strand break repair via homologous recombination; replication fork processing
Cellular component (GO): nuclear replication fork
Molecular function (GO): protein binding
Source: RefSeq, a predicted model, not a curated record
UGUCAGUCAAGGAGAGGCGGUAAAAAAUUCAUGAAAGUGUGUGUAUUUUUACAAAAAUCUCAGCUUUUGUUAACUGUGAACUUAAUCUUUUUAGUUAGAUAAUGUAAUCUGAUCCGAAACCUGCAAAAAUGGAAGAAGACAAAUUAAUAAGAAGGAAGAAGAAGGCUCUGAAUGCGAGUAAUAGACGAGUUCUGGCCGAGGCUUGUAAUGAUUUGGCGACUUAUUAUUACAAACAUAAUCGUUAUAGCGACGCCCUUGACGAGUAUAAGCAUGAGGCUAGUAUUUGCAAAGAGCUGGGGCUUCGUCUGGAGUGGGCGACUUGCAACAGGAUGAUCGGUGAGAUGCACAUGCUUAUGGCGGAAUUUGACAAGGCCCUUAAGUAUGAGGAGCGGCAUUUGGCUAUUGCAAAAGAGCUGAAAAACUUAAUAGAAGAGCAGAGAGCUAUGGCAACACUUGGCCGGAUAUAUCUUCUGCAGGGACAAAGUACCACAAAUGAAGCAGAAGCCAGAACUUCACUGAAAGCUGCUGAAAAGGCGUUCAUGAAAAGUCUUGUGUUGUGUGAAAGUCUGCAUGGAAAAACUACUAAACACGAGUUGAUGGACAUGCGAGCCCGUCUAUUGCUCAACAUUGGUGUAGUCCAAGAACACCUUGGCUUCUUCGACAAGGCCAUAGACUGUAUAAGGAAAGCAAUCAGUAUAUGCUCCAACGAAGACUUGUUUGAGGUGCUACACAACUGUUACACCACUGAAGCGUCCCUUCAUAGCAAUAAGAAGAAGGACUAUGCUAAAGCGUUAAGCUGCUUGAAUAAAGCACUGGAAGUAGCUAGCAGACUUGAGGAUAAGGUAUUAAAAACUUGUGAAACAUUGUCUAUAAAAGCAGACAUUCUGUGUAAAAUGUCUGACUAUCAGAGUGCAAAGCAAGUUUUGCUGAAGGCUUGGAAGUUGAAGACCCCUGAUGAAGAAGAGCAUGAGAAUAUUGAAUCAAACCUUAAAGUUGUUGCAGCAAUGUGUUAUACAGAAGACCUGCUCAUAUCUAGUGAUCCAUCCGACCACAUUACGUUCAAGAAACUGUAUGAGAAGCUCGGUGACGGUGCAUGCCACUUGAAGAACUAUGCUGGGGCCGUAGAGUAUUACCUGAAGAUGUUGGACCAUGCUGAGCUCGCUGGUGACUGUGGGAAGACGCUUAUCCCUAUUUACGUUAGUUUAUACCAAACUUACAAAGACAUGGGCUCUUACAACGAAGCACUGGACUACUACGAGAAGGAGUAUGAGCUGAUUAAGGAUGUUCCCAAGGAGGCGUUCACCACCCUGUAUAAUAUCGCUGAAGCUCUGUUCCUUGCUAAGAAGCCAUACCACCAGGUCCAGAAAGCUUGCCUUGAUGCCAGGAAUGCUGCCAAGGAAUGGAACAAAAAGAAAUGCGAGAUCAGAGUGCUGAAAAGCUUGCUGAAGUACCAAGAGGAGUAUGGCGAAACUGACAAAAUGGAGGACAUCAGAAACGAACUAAGGGCGCUGGGAUAUGACGACUUCGAUAAUCUGGACAAUUCUGAGGAUGAACAGAGCUCUGUAGGAGGAGGCGACGAGGACACCACUCAUAUUGGUGAUGACGUGUGCCUUGACGAUCUUACAGACUUAUCUGACACUAAUGAUGAGGAUGUAGCUGAAAAGACGAGAGAAACCAGGAGACGUGGGAAAGGAUUCACCAUCAAGAAGAAUAUGAAAGGCGAAACACAACUGCAUGUGGCUUGCAUAUCAGGCAACAAGCUCCUAGUAGAGAGGUUGCUAGCCAAAGGGCACCCAGUGAACAUCCGAGACAACGCAGGCUGGUUGCCGUUACACGAGGCGUGCAUACACGGCCGCUUGGAAAUCUCCAAUAUACUCAUUGAUAGUGGAGCCAAUAUCAAUGAUAGGGGGGGAUCUAACUGCGAUGGUAUAACACCAUUGUAUGACGCAGCGAGCAAUGGUCAUUUAGACGUAGUUCAAUUAUUAUUGGAAAAGGGCGCAAUACCAUCUCUCAAAACUGACUUCGGCGAGACUCCGCUCAAUGCGUUACAAAAAUGGCGAACUAGCACCAUACUCACACACGACGAAGAAAUCCUAUACAAAAACAUCUGCAACAAAAUAAAUAAUCUAAUCGAAAAGACUGGUGGAGUAGACUUGAAUAGAUCGAAAUCAAAAACUCCAGUGAAACCUAUAAAAAAUGUGUCACCGCCAAGCACUUCGAAAAUGAGCAGUAGAAUCCAGGAGUUAAAUUCGCCGAUGAAAAGGCGGAAUAUUAUCGACGAUGAAAGUGAUGACGAAAUCAACGCGUCACAAAAUAGAAAUCAAGCGGCGUUUCCUUCUGACGACACGGAGUCUUCCGACGACCAAUCGGAUAACCGUAAAAAUAAUAUAUCUGGCGUAAAAGAAUACAGAAGCGCCAUAUCGGCUUUAAGGAACAGAAAUGCUAACGAGUUCCCUGAAGUUGACGUGAAAAAGUCCAAACCUAAACCAGCAUUACUGACUCCCAAUGAAGUAGAUGACGAUUGGCUUGACGACGAUUUGGGCAUAAAUAAACAAAAUAACAAAAAGAGAAAACUUAGCGACCCAUUGACUGUUGUAGCAAAGAAACCUUCACUGGAAAACUUGAAGAAUAGCAUAGAAAAUAUAAACAAACUCACUGAACCGUUAGUUGAAAGUAACAAAAAUUUAAAGCAGAAGAAAUCGCGGAUUAGCGAUGUCGUAGACAUAAGUGACAAUAGUUCCGAUUCUGACUACUUCCAAAGGAACGAAAAUGUGUGUCCGAAAGUAACUGCAUCAGAAUCUAUGGCGAAUAUAAGUAGAGAGUUGAACGAUUCUAAGUAUAGAGAUAGCAGGGAUGGCAUGAGACGACGUUGGAAGCGGCAAAGUACGUUACUCAAGGCUGGUUUUCAAAGAAAAAGAGACGAUGAUGUCUCAAGCAAUAGUGGGAGUGAAAAUGAAUUUUCUAGGAAAGAUGUGAGUCGGCGACAAACGCCUACUGGUUCCUUCUCGCGGCAUUCGUCUUCGGAAAACUUUAAAAACACAAACGACGGUUUUAACGUGGUCCAGAAUAUAAAUCCAAGUAUAAUGCAACCUGUGAAUGUGAUACAGCCGAUAAAUAUAGUGCAGUCUUCCAAGAAUGGACGGCCCAUGCAAACGCAGAUACUGCCUCCGGCGGCUGUGAAAGUGCACAUUGAGGAUAAGGUGUUGUUGAUCUCGCUGAAGUUGGACGCGAUGAAUAAGUUGACAAUCAGCUGGCUGGUUGAAGAAGUUAAAGCCAGAUAUUACAAGCUAACAGGCAUCCGUCCAGUAUUCAGCCUGAUGACGUCAGACGGUGCCAUCUUGUCGGAAGACGACCCGCUAAGCCUGGUGCUGUCGUCACCGGAGCUCAAGACGUGCGUCACCAACUGGAAGGCCUCGCCGGCUGAGGAGCGCUACUUGGAGUGCUGCGAUGCGUUGAGCAUACGUAAGUAUACUACAUUAGACGGCACAUCUGGUCUAGUGUCUGAUGACGUCAGACGGCGCCAUCUUGUCAGAAGACGUGCGUCACCAACUGGAAGGCCUCGCCUGCUGAGGAGCGCUACUUGGAGUGCUACGGCGCCAUCUUGUCAGAAGACGUGCGUCACCAACUGGAAGGCCUCGCCUGCUGAGGAGCGCUACUUGGAGUGCUGCGAUGCGUUGAGCAUACCGCCCUCAGAAGAAAUUCAACAAGCAGUAGGCAGGAGUCACACCACCCACAGGCUAGCGCUCGGUGCCAAAACUCUAUCGUUCUCGCAAGUCCGUCCUCUCUUUCGAGCGAUGACGCACCAAGCGCACAUCACCGCAGUCAUGAUAUCAGACAACAACAUCGGCGAUGACGGACUCAAGUACCUCUCAGAUUGUCUAUGCACCAUGAAACAGCUCACCCACCUCGAUAUAAGCAGAAACAACAUCACAGCUGAAGGAACCAAGCACUUGUUAAACAUAUUUGAGAAAGCUACACGGCCUAUAUGCCAAUCAUUGGAAGAAAUCGAUAUUAGCGCAAAUCCUAUAUCCGAUGAAGGGUUCAGAAAUGUAGUCAAAAUAUCACAACACGUUCGGUUAAGGGUGCUUAAGUUAAAUAAUUGUAGAAUAACCGAAAACGCUGUUAAUGAGACUGUAAAAUCUUGUACAAAUUUUAGUAAUUUAGAAACAAUAGAUGUUAGUAAUAAUGAUAUUAAGCAGCCUGUGGUUAGUUACCUGAUGAGUUCGUUGAAUCCAAAUGUUGUAACGGAGUUGGAUAUGGAAAAUAUUGGCGUGGAAGGAAACGCAGUUGGGUGCAUAGCUGCUUUUAUGGAUUCGGCGAAGGAGUUGAAAAUAAGGCGGUUCAGUUUGUCGCACUGCAAACUUGUGGAUGGACAGUUUAUGAGGAUAUUCAGAUCACUUGGGCGCGCCAAGCACCUUCAGACGGUUACAUUGAAACACAACAUGCUAACGUUCAUAUCCCUCAAGAAGCUACUGCAGCGACAACCGCCAGUCCCCCAGAUAAAUCUACAGGGUUGCCAGGAUAUAUUUAAAUACUCCCCAGACUCGGAUUUCACCGUGUGGCUACCUGCUGUCAACUUCGGCAGAUGCACACCAGAAAUUAACGUGACUCCAGUCGCGAAAUCUGACGCGGAGAGGGAGAGCUUUAAAAUAUUCUGUAAGACGUGGCUAAAUAAUUGCUUCAACGGGCGAGGACUGAUAGAACACGGUGAUGCGGGCGUCAUUAGGUUCACGGCGAAGUGACAGCCCUAUGUGUAGUAUUUGUAUUUAUUUUGUAAUUUAAUAACGAUGAAGUCACGUGGUG